CAUAGCCUACUGUGGAACUCGUGUUACGCCACUGUUUGACCACCACUAAUAAAAAUAAUCGUAAUGUGGCUUGUUUUACUCGAAGAUUACGUUAGUUUAGUGAUGACAACGAAAACACGCAUUUAAUUUUAAACACAGCACAAACAGAUUUUAAAUAAUUGCUUUUUACCGGAGAUUGCCACUGCGCAGGUGCACAGCUGUCAAACUCCAGUACGUCAAAGUCAAACGUCACCUCUACACUCUAACCUCAAAAUGUGGGGGCUGCAAUACGACGAAAACGUCCACGACAACCCCUUUUUCAACGAAAUAAUAACGCACCAUGGUGACCUAGUGGUUAAAGCGUCACAAGAAAAGUGGGUUAUUUGCAUCCCCCGAGCCGGGGUUAUCGAGCCCAGUGAAAUCCAGGUCGACAGUAUCCUGGACCAUAUUUUGGUUUCCACGGCCUCAAACGUGUGCUUCACGCUAAGUAAAAAACAAGUGUCAAUCCAAAACAAAGAAAUCACGACCGCUGAGCAUCCGUCCACGCCCAUCCGCAUUCUUUUCGAGGAAACCUGCUACAUCGAAGGUCUCAAAUACACGAUCUUUUGCCUAGACAGGCCUCUCUUUAUCUCGCGGCCUAUCUGCGAAGAUAACAGAUUUCGCGUACUCGAGACGCUGCACGACUGCAUCGAUUUCAUAUGGAGCGAGAACUUGAGCCACGUUUUGAUUAAAAUCCAGAAGCUGUGUUCGAGUUUUGUUGAGCAGAACCGCGGACUGGCGAUGGAGAAUCUUCAGAACCAGAAGGACUUAAUCGGGAGUUUGUUCUCGCAGUGUUUGCAAAUCGUGCUUAAAAAUCGAACUUUGAGUGAUGACUGUGAGAAUAUUAAAAUCGCGGUGGAGACGUACAUGCAGAGUUGUUUGGACCGGGCUUUGGUGAAAGCCGUGAAUACCGUGACGUGUUUUGGUGACGCCACGCUGAACAAAACCGUGCGCAACUGUAGCGACUUACAGUUGAGGGAUUUAAAUAUCCCAUUGAAGUUCUGUGAUAUUGUAACGAGCGCUAGAAGCGAACUCAGUAAAAUAAAUAAUUAUGUAACGAUUCUGGACAAGGUUAAUUGUCUAAAAUUAACUUUUAAUCACUUGUACAGUACGAGUAUUUGCCUCACUUCUGACGAUAUUCUGCAAAUUUUAGUCUUCCUAAUAGUCAAGUUAAACAUCAGCAACUGGACGUCUAACUUAGUUUACUUAACUCAUUUCCAAUUCAGCUCUCUCAAUGUUUCUAAUGAGACUAAUUUCCUAAUCACAUCACUUGAAGCAGCUUUAGAAUUCAUCAAAAGCGACGAAUUCAACAAAAUCAAAUCUAGUCAACAAACGGAAAACCCGGUUUUUCAGGCAAUCAUCACGAACGACUUGACGCAACUGCAGGACUUGUUGAAGUGCAAAAAGUCGAAGAAGAGCGACGCCAAUUUAUGCCAUCCACUGUGCGAUUGCGAAAGAUGCACGAAAUCGAUCGGUUCUAGUCACAACGUUACCAUGUUCAACGAAAAAGGGCAAAGCCUUCUGACUUACGCAACCACCGUGGAUCGGCCAGAAAUGGUCGAAUUUUUGAUUAGCAUCGGUGCCGAGGUCAAUUCCUGCGACUAUUUCGGGAAGACCCCAUUGCAUUACGCUUGUGCGAAAGGUUACCAAGACGUCUUACUGAUUCUGAUGAACUGUAAAGCCGACGUGAAUGCCAAAGACCAUGAUGGUAAUACUCCAUUGCACGUGGCUUGCAACAACGGCCACGAAAAUUGUGUCAAAGCUUUAUUCUACACGUCGAAGACCUUAGAUAUUAAUUGCAUCAAUAAAUAUGGGGACACUCCUUUGCAUUUAGCCAUCAAAUGGAAUUACGUCGGCAUUGUCCGAUCAUUACUCGAGAACCACGCCGUCGCUAAUGUGGCUAACAAAAAGAGUCAACAACCACUGAAUCUGGCGCAAAAUUACUACACCGAGCGUUUACUGAAACAGUUUAACGCCCAUCUAGACUCAUUAGAUGAGCCGGAAUUUACCCAUCCCAGCGCCUCCACCAAAUCUAGUCACUGCAAAGACCACGGAAUUCGAGCCAAAGGGGUCGAACAACUAAAAAAAAUCGAUCUGCUUCUCAAAGCCAUAGAAAACAACGAUUUCCCGUUAACUUGCUUCUACUUAGGUUUCCCCAAUGGGUCGACCACGUACGAUUUCCAGUCAAAGUGCCACCCGUUGUGUAACUGCGAAAAAUGUGACGAUUUGGAAAGCAGUCCAGACGUGGUAGUGGAACGAAUUAACGUCAACACUUGCAAUAUUGACGGCUUCACUCCUUUGCAUUUCGCCGCCAAGUAUGGAAGGACCGAACUUUUACGAAUCCUCUUGGACUCACAGGCGCUUCCAAACUUGAAAACUUACAAAACUCUGCAGACUCCCCUUCAUUUGGCUUGUAUUUAUCGAAGGCUUCUGGUGGUCAAGGAAUUGGUUAAAUGUGGUAACUGUGAAGUGGAUACUCAGGAUUACAAAGGAAACACGCCCUUAUACUACGCAUGCGUGAAAAAUGACGUCAAAAUCGUGGAAGUCCUGUUGAGCAAUGGCGCCAGCUGCGAUGUUAAAAACUAUCAAGGGACGUCGAUUAUCAAAGAAGUGCAAGAGAAAACCCUCUUCGGGAUUUCCUCUCUCUUGAAAAAGGAAAGCGAGGAAAAUGACUUCUUGUGAGGACUAAUAAAUUUUAUACUUUUUU
Messenger RNA from Zophobas morio, 2725 nucleotides. Its product is annotated as ankyrin repeat domain-containing protein 27-like. The transcript has a single exon. Gene Ontology annotation, cellular component: early endosome; transport vesicle; plasma membrane. The coding region runs from base 253 to 2700 and encodes 815 amino acids. The record is from RefSeq and is a predicted model, not a curated record. Gene Ontology annotation, biological process: neuron projection morphogenesis; early endosome to late endosome transport. Gene Ontology annotation, molecular function: SNARE binding; guanyl-nucleotide exchange factor activity. Lineage: Eukaryota; Metazoa; Arthropoda; Insecta; Coleoptera; Tenebrionidae.